Podarcis lilfordi (Lilford's wall lizard) is the source of this 6964-nucleotide messenger RNA. The record is from the annotation of a GenBank genome assembly. NCBI's taxonomy places the organism in Eukaryota, Metazoa, Chordata, Lepidosauria, Squamata, Lacertidae.
AAAUACAGGGAGGAGAGCGCCGGAGAGCCGGAGAAGCAGCCCCAGCCCGGGACCGGGAGCGCAUCCUGCUCAGCCUCUGCAGCCGCCUGAGGAACCACCGCCGGACUCCGCCCUCCUCCUUCAGCAGGUAAGUGUCGCCUCCCCUCCGUAAGGGGAGCUGCUGCCUCCUCAGCCCCCGCGGGGAAGGGGACUGUCCCGAGAUGGAACCUGUUGCAUUCUGUAGCUGCGACUCCUGCAUCGCAGGGGGUUGGACUGGAUGACCCCUGGGGUCCCCUACCCGCUCUGCGAUUCCACUCUGCACCUGGCAAAUGGAAGGGGCGCAAAGAGAAGCGAAAGGACCGGGAAUAUGCGCGGAACUCUAGGCGGCUGCAGCCGCGUGUCUGAAUACUCGGAGGCGCCCUCGGGCUGGACAAGCUGCGAAAUUCCUGUCUGCGGCGCUGCUUCUCCCGUGUCUGGGAUGCUCCGAGGCCCCCUUCCCACGGGAGAGCCGCUGCCUUUUGAAGUUUUCCUCCCCGGGGAGGGCUCGGCUCGCUUCGCAAGCCCUUUCUCUGUAAACAAGGCUGUUCUGCAGGGAAAACCGUUUCCAGAUGUGCCAGGGAAAGGGAGCCUGCGGUGGCGGGGGGGGGGCGGGGGGGCUGACUCUGCAGAGAUUCCUUCCUCCCGAAGCCACUGUUUGCUCUGGCAGAGGAGCAGCGGAGAAGUCGGCAGCAGCAAGUGCCCCCCAUUUCCGCCCCCUUCUCCUCGCUCUGGGGAGCUCAGAGGCGGCGUGGGCGACGUGCAGGAUCCCACCCGGGCAGGAUGCCGUGGAGUUGGAGGAGGUUCAGAAACGAGGGCAGUGGGGAUGGAGCAACUACCCCAGGAAGAAAGGGGGCAGCGGUUGGAGGUGUUUAGUUUGCAGGAAAGGCGAGCGAAAAAGGAGGGGACAGAAUUAUGGAAUCGUAGAGCUCGAAGGGCCCACCAGGGUCAUCUAGUCCAACCCCCUGCGAUGCAGGAAUCUCGAACCCACGACCCUGAGAUUAAGAGCCCCAAGCUCCACCAACUGAGCUAUCGCCGUGGAAGUUUGUAAAACGUUGCCUGACAAGGAGGAAGCGGAUAGAGAGAAGUUUUUCUCCGACCCUCAUAACACGAGAAACUGCUGGGCACCCCUGGAAGCUGGAAGAUUCAGGAUAGAUAGAAGGAAGCACAGAGUUAAACCGUGGAACUCCCUCCCACAGGAGGCAGGGAUGGCCACCAACCGUGGUGGUUUUAAAAGAGGAUGAGACAAGUUCCCGGGGUUGCAUUGCAGGGGGUUGGACUAGAUGACCCUGGAGGGCCCUUCCAGCUGUGAUCCAUGGUGGAGGAGAAGGCUAGCCUUGGCUGCCAGCCACAAGGGCCAGGCUCCUGCUUCUGAAUAGCAGCUGCUGGAAGCUCUUGGGCUCGGAUCCUGCUUGUGGGCUCCACUUUGGGGCAGAGAAUCCUAGAAUGGGAGAGUUGGAAGGGACCCCAAGGGCCAUCUAGUCCAACCCCUUGCCAUGCAGGAAUGGGUGUCCAUUGGGGGAACAGGAUGCUGGGCCAGGUGGUUCUCCCAUUCAUAUGCCUCUCUAACCACUUGGAAAGCACUUCAAGGUGCAGGGCGGGGGGCACAACAGUCCAGAAAAGGCGCUUCCAGGUCAAGAUGCCCCUCCAUUCACUCUCCAACUUGGGUCUCCAAAUGUUGGACUACAACUCCCAUCAUCCCUAGCUAGUGGUCAGGAAUGAUGGGGGUUGUAGUCCAGCAACAGCUGGGGACUCAAGUUGGAGAUACACUGCCCCACACCGUCGGUCCAGAAGAGGAAGGGAGGGGGGGUCCUUGGCGCUGCAGCCCCUGUGGGGAAACUGCAGCUGCCCUGCCUGGUAAGCUGAGCUGCCCCACGGCAGAGAGAAAAGGCUGGGGCCACAGGCGCCUGCAAGUGGGGUGGGGGCCACACCAGCAGGAGCCCCACCCACUGCAAUGCCUCCUGUGGCACCAGCUGCACCCGCCAGGCUGUCUGCCAGCCCAAGAGGAUCCUGCACGCCUUUCUUUCCAAGCUGGCAGGUGGCCACAUAAAACUGUUGGCUCUGGCCUGGCUGAGUUUGCAGCCCUUCCUUCUGACGAGCGGCUGCCUUGAAAUGGUCUGUUGCAAGGAGAAAAGCGCUGCUGCUGCCCCCCCAGCAUGAGAGCCCUUCGCAGAAUUGCAGAGUAGGGUGCCUCAGUGGAAGGCCUGCAAGUGGGAUUCGAACACAAGAGCAACCCGCUCCCCUCCUGAGGUUUCCAGCAACUGGGAUUCAGAAGCAUCACUGCCUCUGACCGUGGAGACAGAGCAGAGCCGUCCUGGCUGGGAGCCCUUGGCAGCCUCCUCUUCCUCCUCCAUGAAUUUCUCUAAUCCUCUUUUAAAGCCAUCUAGGUUUGCAGGCACCACUGCAUCCUGCAGCAGGGAGUUCCAGAGGUUAACUAGGCGCUGUGUGAGGGAGCCCUUCCUUUUAUCCUGAAAUCUUCCAACAUUCAACUUCCUUGGCUGCCCAUGAAUUCUAGCAUUGAGGAAAACUCUCCUUUCCAUCUUUUCUUUUUUAAAAGUCCCAGGUGCUGAAAUCUUUUUUCACAGGGGCUUCACCCCCUUGAUCAUUUUGGCUGCUCUUUUCUGAACCUUCCCCGUGUUUGCGAUAUCCUUUUUGAGGUGAGGCAACCAGAACCGUACACCAUAUUUACCCUGCCCUUCCCAGCUCUCUCCUGCAGGCCUGGACCUGGCUGGCUACUGCUGGUGCUCCCGUGAUGGGGUCUCCCUGGCAUCAUGCGCUACUCCUGGCCAGCGAAGAUGAGCUCCUGGGCCCUGAAGGCAGAGCAGCAGCCCAUGCGCUUGCCAAGACUCAGCGCUCAGUGCCGCCUCCAGAGCAUGCCUUGGCUGUGUGCAAUUACUGCAGCCACAAAGCUUUCUCUGACCACCAGCCUCGUUCAGAGUUUCCAGCCAGGAGCCUCACCAGCGAAUAUUAUUCCGCUCCGAGCCCUCAAGCGCGCCAGACACUCUGGGGAACAUUUUGGCCUCAGGCGCUGAUGAGGAGCACAUUCAGGCCCAACCAAGGGAGGCAGCCUCGUAAUUUUCUCAUCUUGGAAGCGCUGAGCUCUGCCGGACUUCCUGGUGGAUCAUUUGUGGCAAUGUCCAGGGUGGCAGGAGAGGAGAUAUUGUUCAUUCAUAUCCUUCCUAACUUGCGCUAGCAAAUUCCUUUAUGUAGCAGAGUUUACAUUCCCCUUUUUACACGCGCAGCAGAUAGCUGGUUGCAGGCUCGUGUGAGCCUCUCACUAUUAUACAAUUCAGUCUGUCUCAGAUUGAAUUGUACGUUCCUGGUAACUUCCCUUGAAUCCCUCUUAAAAGAACAAAGAGGCCACAACCUUAUUCAAAGUCAAUAAAAUAAGUUUACUCACAUCAGUUCACAGUUGGAUUCCUGAAGGCAGACUUAGUUAGAAAUAUGUACAUGUGGAUCUACCCCAUUUGGGGGAAUAAUCCCAGUGCUUCUGCUAUCUGAAAGCAUAGCAGUCCCUAGCUAAAAAGCUGGUCCUACAAAGAAGGAAGUCAAAAAGAGAGAGAGUGCUGCAUGACUCGUUCUUUUGUUACCUGGACAGGUAAGGUCAUGCCCACCUUCUAUCACAUGCAAACGAAGGAUGCUCUAGCCAGGAGGAACAGGAAGUUUCGACUGGCUGGACCAACAUCCCCUUGCAUGUUCACUCUAGGAAAACAAGGAAAGUUGUAUUUUGACUGCUCAAAUAAUAUCGUAAUAAAUAAUAUCAGGAAAAAAGGUUGGCUCUCGUGCAUGUUCACUUCUUCAAAUCUGGCCCUCUUUGAAAAAAGUUUGGGCACCCCUGGCUUACGUCCUUCUGCUCUUAACGCCUGACCUGUCUUUUGCCCACAGGCCCCAUGGAUCCCAGAGGCCGUGCCCCUCUUCUGCUGCUGGCGGGCUGCCUGGCGCUGGCCCUGGCGUGGGCUCAGUGCCCCGAGGAGUGUGCCUGCUCCCGGACGGCGCAGGUGGAGUGCUCGGGACCCCACAUCUCGGCCAUGCCCGGCCCCCUGCCCGCCAACGCCAUGAGCCUGCAGGUGAUUGGCACCCAGCUGACGGAACUGGGGGCGGGGGCCUUUGGCAACGCCUCUCUGCUCAUCGCCCUGCGGAUGGAGAAGAACAGCCUGGCGCGCCUGAACCCGGACACCUUCCGGGGCCUGCUCUCCCUCCGCUACCUGAGCCUCUCCAGCAACCGCCUCCAGGAGCUGCCCGCCGGCGUCUUCCGCAGCCUCGACAAACUGGAGUCGCUGCUGCUCUCGGGCAACCAGCUCCUGCGCCUGAACCCGGCGCUCUUCAGCCGCCUGGGCACCCUCAAGGAACUCCAGCUGCAUGGCAACAGCCUGGCGUCCGUCCCUCCGGGGGCCUUUGACCACCUGCCCUCCCUCCUCAAGCUCAACCUGGCCAAGAACCGCCUCUCCCGCCUCCCGCCCGCCCUCUUCGCCCACCUGGGCCGCCUGCAGGUGCUGCGCCUCUAUGAGAACCAGCUGGCCGAGGUGGCCCCCCGCGCCUUCGCCGCCCUCCCGGACCUGCAGGAGCUGGGCUUGCACCAGAACCGCAUCCGGCGCCUGCCCGACGGGCUCCUCUCGGCCAACCGCCGGCUGCAGAAGCUCCACCUGUCCAACAACCGCCUGGAGACCCUCCCGCGGGGGCUGCUCCUGGAGCUCCCUGAGCUCUCCCGCCUCUCGCUCUUCGGCAACGCGCUCCGGGAGCUCCUGCCGGCCACUUUUGGCCCCAUGCCGCGGCUGAAGGAGCUGUGGCUCUACGACAACCAGCUGGCCCAGCUGCCCGCCGGUGUCUUUGCCAACCUGACGGAGCUGCAGCUGCUGGUGCUGAGCAGGAACCGGCUGCGCUCCAUCUCCCCGCUGGCCUUUGAGGGGCUGGGGGAGCUGCUGGAGGUCUCCCUGCACACCAACCAGCUCCGCACCCUCGACGGGGAGACGUUCCGGGGUCUGGGCAAGCUGCAGAACAUCUCCCUGCAGAACAACCGGCUCGUCUCCCUGCCAGCGCGCCUCUUCAACGGCACACCACACCUGGUGAACCUCCAGCUGCAGAACAACUCCCUGGAAAGCCUCCCGGCGGGCGUCUUCGAGCAGCUGCCCCGCCUGAGGGAGGUCAAGAUGCACGACAACCCCUGGCGCUGCGACGACGCCCUGAUGGCCCUCGGGCGCUGGCUGAGGGAGAACAGCGCCCGCCUGGGGGGCAGCCGCCCUGUCUGCACCUGGCCUCCCGCCUUGCAGGGGCAGCCCAUUGCCAAACUGGAGGAGGAGCACUUCGGUCCGGCACAGAGCCCAGAGGCCACCGAGGGGCCCACGAUGUCCACCUCCGGCCAGGCGGAGGUCCCUGACCAGGACACGAGCCCAGAGACCGUGAUGCCCACGCGUGCCCAGCCGCCCCUGGACCACGAAGGUGGCAGCGCAGAGGCAGAGCAGGAGUUUUCCACGGCAGCCCCCAGGGUGCUCACCCCAGGCGUUGCGCCGGCCGAGGGGGGCAUCUGGGGCUUGACGCGCACCCAGACAGGGGUGGUGGUCACCUGCCUGGUGGUGGGCUCUGCCUUGCUCCUGGGGACGCUGCUGGCGGCAGCUGUCUAUGGGUACAGGAGGAAGGCCCGCCGGGACCUUGCCAAGGCAUAGAAGGGCGCUCAGGAGAGCUAGCCAACCAGACUGAUGAAUGGGGUCAGGGGGGAGGGCAGUGGGGUGGGAGGGGGAGAUGCCGGGCUCUGUAUCCCUUUCCCCAGAUGUGCCACCCUCCCUCGGGCACAACGGGCACCCUCCCACCUGCUCACGCACAUGCCCUUCUGAAGCAAGGGGCCGAUGGAUGAGUCAGAGAAUUGGAAGGGGUCCCCCAAAGGUCAUCUAGCCCAACCCCUUGCAGCGAAGGAAGCUCUUCCAUAGACCCACUCAUGUGCACCCCUCUGCAGCCUUUGCAGCCCAGGCUAGCUGGGCAGGAUGAGGCCCUUGUCUGUCCUGCUUCGCCAGGUGCUCUGCAUCCCGUGGUCAUUCAGCCAUGCAGGCAAUCCUCUGUGGCUGGAGAGCGGGGCUGCUCUUUGGGCAGCGGUGGGGAUGUGGGCAGCUUUGCUGUCCCUGCCCUUCGGGAGAGGCAGCGGUGGCAUAGUGGUUAGAGCGCUGGACUAGGAACCUGGGAGAGUCCAGGGCUUGAUGCUCCCCUUGGGGGCCAGUCUCUGCCUCUCAGCCUAGACUGCCUUGCAGGGCUGUUGUGAAGAGAACCACACUCACUCGCUGGAGCUCCUUGGAGCAAAAGGUGCUAUAUAAAUGCCAUGAAAUAUAUGAAAUGUAACGGGUGACACCCCCUCAGGGUUCAGUCCUGCCAGAGGAGAGAAGGAGACUUGGCUCCUGGGCCUGCCUUCUGUGGGCCACUGGCCUGGGCUGAGCCACAUGCUGCUUCUGCUGAGGGAGGGUCCUCAGCCCCUGGGGGGCAGGGGAAGCUCAGGGGCCGGUGGGGGUUGCAGCGGGGGGAGAGGGGGGAGGCCCCUGUUGGGAAGCCAGACUGGGAUCCCUGCAAAGUCAGGGGGCAAAAGAAGCCUGGCCGCUGCUCUCCAUCUAGCUCAAUGCUGGCAGCACUGGCCUGCAGCAUCUCCCUAGGCUGGGGUUCGAAUCCUGCCUGUGGGUUUCCCAUGGGGCAUCCGGUUGGCCACUGUGGAGGCAGGGUGCUGGACCUGCUUUGGCUGCUCCAGGCGGCUCCUCUGAUCUUAGAGAACCUGCCUGUCAGAGGCAGUCUAUCUCCCUUCCAGGUUCUUUGGGGCAGUCAGCCACUGGAGGACGGCCGCCACUCCUUUCUCUGUAGAUGAAACACUCCGGACGGAUUCACUUUGGGGGCGUCAAAUUCCUUGGAGGAAGAACUCUCUUUCGAAGACACUCUGUUUGUGGAAUGCUCAAUAAAAAACACAUGUGGUUACGGUUUU